UCCGGGUCAACAACGGCAAUGGCAAGUGUGAGAUGAGGAAGGACCGCUGCCUCAGCCUGCUGCGGCCGUGUGAGAAGAGCAUCAUGAAGAACGACGUCAAGUUGACCGGCCACCAGCCAGACUCUCUAGGGGUUGAUGAUGCAUUGCUGAGAUGGUGAUGAUGGGUGAAAUGUACAAAGAAUUCCCCCUAUGCCCACAACACCCUAAAUAUGACAGUGUUCUUGGAUCGACUGUAUACAUUCACAUUCACAGGUUCCUAUGUGAAUCUUAAGUAAUCAUUUGGUCGGUGCUUACAUUUGUCUUAUUUCAGGUGUGUAUUAAUAUGCAUGUGUGAAUUGGAUAUGUGUUUUUUUGCAUAUCCCAACUCUCCCUAAGACACCCUUGGAGUGUGGGAUCAUGGCCAGGUUCAAUCUAACUAUGUCCUUUUCCCCUCUAGAUGCAGAGAGGAAAGAUGUGUAAGUCCAAGUUCCAGGCCAAGAAAGCUGAGAAGCUGACCUUGUCUGGGUGUAGCAUCACCAAGAGUGUCGAACCCACUUACUGCGGCAUCUGCACCGACAAAUGCUGCUGCGUCCCCAACAAAUCCAAAAUGGUGGCCGUCAACUUCAAGUGCAACGGCGGCUCCAACGUGUGCUGGAAGAUGCAGUGGAUAACGUCCUGCGUGUGCCAGAGUAUGUGCGACGACCCUGGGGACAUGUUCGCAGAGCUACGCUUCUUCUAGCACAUUCUCAAGCAUCUAUAUCAACCUUUGAGCCUCAUCCAUAUUGAUGCCUACAGACUCCAACACAGGCCUUACUGCCUCUGACCGAGUCAUCCAUAUCCCUGCCUACAGAUUCCAACACAGGCCUGGCCUUACUGCCUCUGACCGAGUCAUGGUGGUUAAGCGGACAGGACUUAACCUUCAGUCUGAACAUCAACUGCUCCUGAACAGUGCCUGUGUUCUCUGGCUAGAUGCACGUGGGCUGAUAUGAAAGUGGAAACACGUGGAACCUCAACUCAUGAAGUGUGACUGGAUAGAGACAACUAGGGUUUGGCUGAUUACUUAACAAUUAACAUGAAGGGAAACGUAAUGUAAGUAAUGACAAUUUGGAGUUGAACCUCAAAUGCUAUGGUUUUUACAGUACCUCAUUAACAGUAGGGCUGUCCCUGAGGCCAAUAGUGGUAUCAGGGAUAGAUAGAGCAAACAUGUUCUGGGUCAGUUAUCUUCUUAAACCUUUUUUAUGAUCUAGAGAACAACUGAUCGUAACCCCUUAUCAAUACCAAACACAGUGUUAUACCAGCUGGAUAAAAAAUGAAUCUUUCUACCAGUUAAUUCUCAACCAAGUUAGCUCCACAAUAUCUUACAAUCUCAUGUCCACUUUGAUUCACUACAGAUUUGGAUUGUUAGUUUGAAUUGUUAGUUUGGUAUGAAUGUUUAUUUGUAUUGUUGACAUAAUAACCUUUUGUGUCAAGGUAUACAUACUCACUACUCGGCAAUCCAUUGUCAUUUAUUUUGACGGAUGAGGAAUAUAAUUUAUGCACAAAA
Messenger RNA from Oncorhynchus keta (chum salmon), 1522 nucleotides. RefSeq names its product cellular communication network factor 6-like. Lineage: Eukaryota; Metazoa; Chordata; Actinopteri; Salmoniformes; Salmonidae. The record is from RefSeq and is a predicted model, not a curated record. Gene Ontology annotation, cellular component: extracellular matrix. Bases 437 to 718 code for a protein of 93 amino acids. The transcript has a single exon. Gene Ontology annotation, biological process: cell adhesion; signal transduction. Gene Ontology annotation, molecular function: heparin binding; integrin binding.